This is a messenger RNA of Trichosurus vulpecula (common brushtail), 3178 nucleotides long. RefSeq names its product ral guanine nucleotide dissociation stimulator like 3 (gene RGL3). The record is from RefSeq and is a predicted model, not a curated record. Gene Ontology annotation, biological process: positive regulation of GTPase activity; Ras protein signal transduction. NCBI's taxonomy places the organism in Eukaryota, Metazoa, Chordata, Mammalia, Diprotodontia, Phalangeridae. The transcript is spliced from 19 exons. The coding region runs from base 265 to 2427 and encodes 720 amino acids. Gene Ontology annotation, cellular component: plasma membrane. Gene Ontology annotation, molecular function: guanyl-nucleotide exchange factor activity.
UCCAUCCCAGCGGCGUUAACUGGGCCCUCACCCCAAGGCUCCCUCCCAUCCCCGCCUCCCUUCUCUGCCCUCUCCGCCAUCGUUCCCCCAGGGCAGACCCCUCUCCGGAUCCCGCCUUCCAACGGAGCAAGAGUCCCUGGAGCUGCCUGAGCCGGAGCGCUCCGCUUCCAGGCUGGUCUGUCCACUCUUCCUCUCAGUCCCUGCGCCGCCGCCGGAGCCAGAGUCGAGCCAGGAGCGGCCAGGCCAGCUACAGGUGUCCCAGCCAUGGAGCGGCCUCCGGGAAAGGAGCUCGCCCUGGCACCGCUCCAGGAGUGGGGUGAAGAGGAAGUGGACGGAGCCGUGUACAAUGUCACCCUGCGGAGGCAGCGCAGUCAGCGGCCUGGCCAGGGAGGGAGCCGAGAGAGGGGGAGGGGCCAGGCUCCAGAUCCUGGGCGAUCUGAAGAUUUCGUGCAUUAUCGCACCUGCAAAGUUCGGGCGCUGCGCGCAGCGCCCCUAGAGCGUCUAGUACUGGAGCUGGUGCACGGGGAUCAUGAACAGGACCCGGCCUUUGUGCCGGCCUUCCUGGCCACACACCGUGCCUUCGUACCCACCGACCAUGUACUGGGUCUCCUGCUGCCGCUGCGGCAGGUCCCAAGACCCCAAGGGGAAGGACAGGAGGAACAAGGUCAAGGUCACUUGGAUCUGAACCAGGAGCAGGAGUCCAGGGCAUUGAUAUCUGUGCUGGGCUCCUGGCUGCUGGAUCACCCCCAGGACUUCAAAGAUCCCCCUGCUCACCCCAACCUGGUCCAGGUUUGUACCUUUCUGAGUUGGGCAGCCCCAGGUGGGGUAGAAAGCCAAGAAGCUGAGAGGCUGCUGAAGCACUUCCAGGAGGAAGAAGAGUUGGAGGUGGCCAAGAAACUCCAGGAGGAGAAAGAGGGGGCCAAGGAGGCCCCAGAAGUGCCAGAGCCUUCUCAUUAUGGGUCUCCAGGCCCAGAAAACCCCCUGGAGGAGGAAGAAGAGCAUGGAAAGGAGUGGCCAGAGCUGCUGGAUUUCAGUGUGGAUGAGGUUGCUGAACAGCUGACCCUGAUGGACAUGGAACUUUUUUCUCAAGUAUGCCUUUGGGAGUGCCUAGGCUCUGUGUGGUCUCAUCGGGAUAAAGCAGGGGGCCAUGGGACUGCCCCCUCUGUCCGAGCCACCGUGGCCCAGUUCAACACAGUAACUAGUUGUGUCCUGAGCUCAGUGCUGGCGGGACCAGGACUGUCUCCACCUCAUCGGGCCCAACGCCUAGAGAAGUGGAUCUUCAUUGCUCAGCGCUGUAGGGAGUUGAGGAAUUUCUCAUCCCUCCGGGCUAUCCUCUCAGCACUGCAGUCCAACCCCAUAUACAGACUCAAGAGGAGCUGGGCAGCUGUGAGCCGGGAGCCACUGUCCAUAUACCGGAAACUCUCCAAUAUUUUCUCUGAUGAGAACAAUCACCUGAACAGCCGAGAGAUUCUCUCCCAGGAAGAAGCCCCCUUGACCUCCCCUGAAGAGGAGACAGCUCCAGGAGUCUCUCCCUUGAAAGUGCCCCCUGGUCCUAUCCCCUACCUGGGCACCUUCCUCACUGACCUUGUCAUGCUGGACACAGCACUGCCUGACCUACUGGAGGGAGAUCUCAUCAACUUUGAAAAGCGUAGGAAGGAGUGGGAGAUCCUAUCCCGUAUCCAGCACCUUCAGCGUCGCUGCAUGAGCUAUAACCUGCCAUCUCGGCCACCUGUUCUUGCUGCCUUCCGUGCCCAGCGUCCCCUCAGUGAAGAACAGAGUUACCGCAUGUCCCGGGUUAUCGAACCCCCAGCUGCCUCCUGUCCCAGUUCCCCCAGGAUCCGGCGACGGAUAAGUCUUACUAAGAGACUUAGCGCGAAGCUGUCUCGGGAAAGGGGCUCCUCUCCCAGCCACCAGCCUGGGGACCCCCCCUCUCCCAGCCCCAGCCUCUCUUCAGGUUCCUACCCACCCAGCCCUGGAGAUGGGGACCCUCUGAAUUUCAGCCCUCCUCCAUCCCCAGGGGCAACUGGUCUGGGCCACAAGGGCACUCUGGAGCUGCCUCUGGGAACCGAAGCUCCUGAGCUCCAGCAGGUCCCAACCUCCCCUGGGAGCAGUGCCCGAGCUUUCCACCCAGGGCAGCAGACCCCGGAUGCCUGUGUCAUCAGAGUCAGUAUUGACCACGACCCUGGGAACCUUUAUCGGAGCAUUUUGCUCACUAGCCAGGAUAAAGUCCCAGGUGUGGUUCUCCGAGCCCUUCAGAAGCUUCACCUGGAGCAGCCACAGCCCCGUGACUAUCAGCUGUUCCAGGUCCUGCCUGGGGCCCGGGAGCUCCUGAUCCCAGACAACGCCAAUGUGUUCUAUGCCAUGAGCCCAGCUAGCCCUGGGGAUUUCGUGCUGCGGAAGAAGGAGGGCGCUCAGUCCCCACCCUGAUGACUGACUCUCCUGGCUGGGAGGACCCCAGGCUUGGACCUGUCUGAGGGAGCCUAGGCCAUCUCAGAGGGACGUCUGGCUGGGCCGAGGCACUGAUCCCAACAUGAACCCUGGUGCCCCCACACCUUUGUCUCCGUGUCCUCUCUGGGAAACUAGGACAAGUAGUCCCCUGAAGGGGAUGGCAUUAUGUGCAGGCCCUUAGUCCGGCCACUAGAUGGCAAGUGUCUAGGGUUGGUCGGCAUGGGUCCAAUGGAAAUUGAGACCCAGACCUGACUUUUGGGUGGGAAAGGCAGAGUUAUAUCUGUGAGCAUCCAGGAGCCCCUUUUUUUUCUGCCUUCACCCUCUCUAGGGCCCCACCAGGGCCACAGAUACCUUGUAAUCCCAGGCCCUUGUAGAAAAAGACAAGAUUGGGUUUGUUUAGAAAGUCAGCCAGGGGAGACAUGGCCAGAAGCUAGAGGCUGCUGCCUUCUCCUGCCCUCCCAGCCAGCCACCCAACCUAACCCAGAGCUCUGUUCCCAGAGACAGUUGGCUUACGGGUUACCAUUGCAAAGGACUUCAGGGGCUACCUAGCCCAGUGCCCACCUGAGCAAGAAUGUCUUCAAUAGUGCUAAAAAGUGGUCAGCCUUGUCUGAGCCCUCUGGUGAGGAGAAACCCUUCCCGUUAACUCCCCUCUCAAAGCCAAAGUUUUUUAUUCUUGAUAUAAUUUGGGGGCUUCUUUCUUUUCACUAAGCUUAAAUCUGCCUUUCUGCAA